Messenger RNA from Aspergillus calidoustus, 1695 nucleotides. Lineage: Eukaryota; Fungi; Ascomycota; Eurotiomycetes; Eurotiales; Aspergillaceae. The record is from the annotation of a GenBank genome assembly.
AUGUGGGGGAAAGUGUCCUUUCACCGGAACCGCAAGCCAACUGCUAGUGAAGAUUCUUCACCACCGGAUACUCAAGUAUUCCAGCCGUCCGCUCAACCAGCCGCCCACAAUCGAGAGCACUCGACAAAAGCGCUACCUGCUCUGCCCUCUGGCCCUCCCGAUCUGCACAUCAACCCUCAUCAGCCGGUGUCAACCCCGCGGGUGGCUUCCUCAGUAUAUUCAAGAGACACUGCUGUCUUUGACCAUCUCCGACAGCGCUCGAUUAGCGACAACUACCGUCUAUCUCCGCAGUACAACUCAGCAGACCCGGUUUAUGCCCACACUCAAAGGAAGAAAAGUGUUGACAUCUCUCCUCCCGACUCCCCGAUAACGCUUAUUCGGAGCCGAAGCAGCUCUCGAGUCUCACCCAUUGAAGAUGAGCCGGCGCGAAUCGCAGACGCGUUUGGCAGCAAACAAGUAGAGGGCAAACUUGCAAGCCAUAUACCAAUUUUGAGAAAGCGAGUCGACUCGCAUUCUGAGCGCCUACAGCAGACGGAGCCAUUGCCUAAAGUUACCAGAUGGAGUGACUUUUCCGGGGAACCAACUACAAGUGGCCGGGGUAGAAUUAGCCAGGUUAAUCCCAGCAGCGUCUCUUUUGAGACACACGUGUCGGCCGCACCUCCGUCAUCCCAUGGCUCGAAGAUCCUCGGCUGGGGCAAGGAGCAACUUGCUUCGAGGAGGAAAGCAUCCGAAGACGGCCACAGGUUUUACAGGGGCAAUAAUGAAAACGUCCCGCCUGCUCCCCGCGAACCCUGGAAGGGACCCAGUGGUCGGGGCCCGAUCAUAACUCCAAUUCAGGAGAAGCCAAGAAACAGAUCAUCAUCCCGCCUACAUUUGUCUCGAAGCAACGAUAGGCUCAGGGAGAUGAACACUCCAUCUCCUAUUGCUGGAAUAAUCCCGCCUUCAACAGUAAUAACGACCAUCACCGCUGGCGAGGACACCCACCAGGAGCCAAAUACGUAUGACGCACCUGAGGCUGAAGACAACGCUAGUGCUGUCAGCAAUGCCCCGCCACGCGUCGAUCUCGGCUCCGGACCUGAGCUGAACGUUGGACUGGCUGACUUAAGACUGGCUGAGGAUGACGUGAACGCACCUACAAGCCGCUUCAGUGUGACUACUUAUGAUCCCACCGAAGUUGGAAGCCUGACUCCUAGUCCAAGGGAUAGUAUAAGCCCAAGUCCACCGCCAAGCAUCAUCGAAACAGCGUCCCAAUCUUCCGAAUACACACGAUCAAUCAUGUCUCGAGCACGCCCAGUUCCCAGUGCUAUCGCGCCUGGCAAGCGACCUACCCGGAAACCAACUCCGUCCGAAGUCCCCUCGAGCAAGGCACUUCCUCCAAAUCCCGCUGAAAUGACCGCCGAGGGCCGCAUCGAGAUGCUGGAAGCGAAAAGGAGCGACCUCUUGCGCCGCAGAACCAAUAUCAACACGAUCAUCCAUGAAUUAACUCAAGUCAUUCAACCUAGCUCUGUUGCCUAUGACAUGGCUGCUCGGGAGGAAGUCAAGAAGACGGUUGCCAGUCUCAACAACGAGCUGGCUGAAAUCAAGAGAGAAGAACACGAAAUUGGCCUGAAACUGCUCCGCGCGUGGAAGAAACGUGAGGAAGAAGACUUCUACGGCCAGAGCACCAGCUUGUGGGUUAAAAGGGUCACUAGCUGA